Molecule: messenger RNA, 363 nt
Organism: Ramularia collo-cygni
Lineage: Eukaryota; Fungi; Ascomycota; Dothideomycetes; Mycosphaerellales; Mycosphaerellaceae
Product: probable small nuclear ribonucleoprotein chain D2
Exons: 2
Coding region: 1-363 (120 amino acids)
Biological process (GO): spliceosomal snRNP assembly; RNA splicing
Cellular component (GO): U5 snRNP; U4/U6 x U5 tri-snRNP complex; U2 snRNP
Molecular function (GO): RNA binding
Source: RefSeq, a predicted model, not a curated record
AUGGCCACUGCGACAGACGACAAGAUUCAGCUGUUGCUCAGCAAACCGCGCAAUGAGUUGACCGAAUAUGAGAUUGGCGUGCUCGAGACACACGAGUUCACUUCCGGCCCGCUAUCGCUCCUCCAAACCGCCGUCCGACAACACACACAAGUCCUGAUCUCAUGCCGUAACAACCGCAAACUGCUCGCACGUGUCAAGGCUUUUGAUCGGCAUUGCAACAUGGUGCUGGAGAAUGUGAAGGAGAUGUGGACGGAGAUUCCGCGUCUGACCGACGGAAAGCGAGGCCGUCCAGUCAACAAGGAUCGCUUUAUUAGCAAAAUGUUCCUGCGCGGUGACAGUGUCAUCCUGGUGCUAUUGAGCUGA